Molecule: messenger RNA, 3039 nt
Organism: Rodentolepis nana
Lineage: Eukaryota; Metazoa; Platyhelminthes; Cestoda; Cyclophyllidea; Hymenolepididae
Source: the annotation of a GenBank genome assembly
AUGCUUUUAUACCGAACGAAUCUGAUGGUAGAGCAGCCAUUUAGUCUGCCCUAUAUUCUUGCCCAUAAUCUUAUAACCAUUGCUCCUUCAUCACCUCCUAAAAACUAUUCAUUCGUCAAAACCCAUCAUCCUUUGGUUCUUGUUGUCACUGCCUCCGAUAAACAGAUCUCAGACGACGCUAAAUUAAUAACCUCAGUUGUGCGAUCACUUCGAAUUUCGGUCUUUCCCUUGCUACCUCAAUUAGUCUUCACUCAGUUACAUCAACUCAUUAGCUCAAAAUCUUUUCAAUUAGUCAUAUUUGAAGACAUUCUUAUGUAUUUUAAACUACCAGUCAAGAUAAAGUCUGUUCUUGAUGAAUAUUGCAAAUCAAACAAUGUAAAUAUUAUCGGCUUUCCAAAGAAUCUAAACACCUUAAAAAACCUUCCUAGCAGCGAAAAUCUAUCUGAGAUGGAUCCAACUUUUCCACUUCUUGUUAAAAGGUUUACUCGUGGCUCUCCACCGCAGGGCUUCUAUCUAUCUAGAGAAAGUGAUGUUCUGUAUUUAGCUAAAGGAGGUCAAGUUGAUACUCGACCUCUAGUUGACCAGGCACCUCCUUGUCGUGAUUGGCAACGCACGUCGCCUCGUUGCUUUCAACACCGACGGGAAGUUUAUCCUCAACUUCUGGCUGAAACAGCGAGUUAUAUCAGCCAUUUCUCCUACCUGCUCCCUGGGUUCGACUCCGUCUUACGCCGAAGUCAUAUUCCAGAAGAUUUAAUUAAAAUAGAGGAGCAGAGGUUGGCGCAAUCUUUCUCAACUUUUGUGCCCCGAGAAAGCAUUGAUUCAGCAUUGUUUCAAACCAUAGCCUUCUCUAAAGUAUAUCCUGGUUAUAAGACCGAUGUGGAACAACGAAGUUGCGCGUUUGAUGAUUGCGGUAUUGAUGGUUGUUUUGGAGAUGAUGUGUAUCAGGCUCUUGUGCUUAAAGAUGUUGGAAAAAUCGAUGGAAUUGAAAGAAUACUAUUCGCAUUUGAACCACUUCAGCAUUGGUCCACGACACUGCUACUGAGUGACGCGAUAUGGCACUUUUUGAAGGAUAUUGCCGUACUUGAAUAUGAACUUGGACUUGUGAGGUAUAUUCACAUCGAUAUUGACGAUGUUUUUGUGGCACCUGCUGGAACUCGAAUGACUUCGUCUGAUGUUAAACAUCUGAUAGAAACCCAAGACCGUUGGCGCCAAUUCAUACCAGGAUUUACAUUUCACAUGGGAUUUGCUGGCUCUUCCUUCAAACGUGGAAACCCACAAGAACAACUUGGUGAUGAAGCUCUUAUAGAAAAUCGUCAUCAAUUCAAGUGGUUCUGUCAUACAUUUUCACACGCUCAACCUCAUGCUCUUUCAGAGGCGGAAGUGACCCAGCAACUAGAACUCAACAAGGCUUUCGCUGAGGAGAAAGAUCUUCCAAUAGCACCUGGUUAUUCCGUGGCUCCUCACCAUUCUGGUGUCUAUCCCGUCGCUCCACAUCUCUAUCGUGCAUGGAAGGCGGUUUGGAAUAUAAACGUUACCACAACAGAGGGAUACCCCUAUCUCUUCCCUGCCUCUUCUCGGCGUGGUUUUAACUACAUGGGAAUUCAAGUUCUCCCUCGACAAGUUUCAGGGGUAUACACUACUACAACUCAACUUGCCACCUACCCAGGUGGUGUAAGUAAACUUGAUGGGAUGGCUUUUGGUGGAGAUCUCUUUGAUACCUCCCUUUUUCGUCCGGUUAAUCUUUACAUGACGCAUUUUGGAAAUUAUGCCCAAGACAGGCUAGCGAUAUAUGUCUUUGAGAGGUUGUUCGCUUUUAUUAAAGCCUGGACUCGUUUGGAAAUUAGAUGGGCCCCCUUAUGGCUUCUUGUUGAAAAACACCUAAAGUAUAAUCCAUUGGAAAGGCCGCAGUCUCCUUUCUCUCUUCCAAUUUAUUCGGAUCCCUGUGUUGAUCCCAGGCACGAGGCCAUUUGGUUUCCAUCCGGUUGUACACCGGAAGGAAGACGUCUUCCGAAAGCUGUUAUUGUCGGACCACAAAAAACAGGCACGACAGCUCUGUUAGCCUUCAUGGCAAUGCAUCCCCAACUUCAGCCCAAUAAAUUUGAAACCCACUCACCCUUUGAGGAGAUACAAUUUUUCAGCGAUAAUAAUAUCUACAGCAAGGGGGUAGCCUUCUACAACGAUCAAUUCCUAAACCCCUCCACUGGGCUGAAUUUCGAAAAGUCGGCAACCUACUUUGAGUCUCCGCUAGCUGCUCAAAGAAUGGCUACACUCCUGCCUCAUGCUAAAGUGAUUGUUCUACUUCGAGAUCCGCUGCAAAGAGCAUUGUCUUGGUAUCAACAUCAAAGGGCUCACAAUAUUCAGGCCGCGUUGAGAUUUACAUUUGAUGAGGUCAUCAAAGCCAGCACGCCAGCGGUGGCCAAAUUUCUCGCUUCUGCAUCAAAUGGUUUGUCAAGGGAGUCCAGUGUUAAUGUGACUCAACUCGCGAACCAGCUUCAUCGACUGCAUUCCAAAUGCGUGGAACCUGGUAGAUAUGCCACGCAUCUACGACAGUGGCUGCAUUACUACCGAGCUAAUCAGAUUCUCCUUAUUGAUGCUGAUCGAUUGGAAGCAAAACCCGCGGAGGUUUUACGCGAUGUUCAAGAAUUCCUGAAUACUUCUGUUCAUGUCAACUAUUCCCUACUCCUUUCUGCGGUAUGUCUGAUGCCUGUUUCCAGUCGAUCCCUACAGUCACAUAUGACUUGGGUUGAUUUUAGGCGAAAUCCGAGUAAAGGCUACUUUUGUGCAACUGGUGGACCCUAUCUCAAAGCUGGAAGGUUGUUGAAACCAAAUCACGAAAUCCCUGGACAGUGGUGUCUCUCUGCCGAUAAAGGUCGGGUAUACAACCACUCAGCAAUCGAUAAUUUCACUUCGGCUAAAGUCCUCUUCGAGGAGCCUAAUCAUGACUUGGCCAAUCUCCUGCUGCAAUAUCCAUUUUGGCGAUCCUCUCGUUCGACCUCAGUAAAGGAUCUAUUCCCUCGAUGGCUGAAUUCUCAUUUCUAA